Tachysurus vachellii is the source of this 931-nucleotide messenger RNA. Its product is annotated as FERM domain-containing protein 5. Lineage: Eukaryota; Metazoa; Chordata; Actinopteri; Siluriformes; Bagridae. The coding region runs from base 107 to 895 and encodes 262 amino acids. The record is from RefSeq and is a predicted model, not a curated record. The transcript has 2 exons.
CCUGUUGUGUGAGCCCCUGUUUGGAAGCACCCUUCUUUGCCUCAUCUCACUCAACCCUGGCACAACACAUACAGUUUGUGCCUGUAGGCAUUUCUUCUGUAGCACUAUGGUUAAGUGCCUGAUCCGCAUUAGCACCAGGGUAAACGUGCAUCUGCGCAUGAUUAACCACUGUUACCGGGAUGUGAAAGUGCGUGUACUCAGCCUGGGGCCGCGCCUGUUGGGGAAGGCCCUGGGGGUGCUGCCUCUUUACCCAGCUAUUACAAGUCACCAGGAGCCUCUGCCAGCAUUUCCUUUGCCUACUGUACCACAGCCAUCUGUACUAUCCAGCAGAAGCUCAGGCCUAGAAUCACUGAGGGACAGUACACACUCCAUACCCGUGCAUUCCAUCUCACAUAGUGAUUCAUUCAUACUUCAUUCCUACAGCCAUGUGAUUGAGUCCAGCAACGAUGGAGAAGCAAUUGCUGAGGACAACUGCAGCACAAUAGACGGUGUUCUACCUACACCAGUGGCCAAGCUCACAGCCCAUCAUGCUAAUGACGUUCCCUAUAAUACUCUGGACAAAAAGGAGGCUAAGCAGUGUACAACAGCUUUGAGAGACCCAGUUGAACCACAAACAACUGAAAGCAAUGAGCUGGUGGUUCCUGUCAUCAGAGAGGUGGAAAGCUUGAACAAGUUUGUUCUAAGCAUUCUCAGUUUGCUUGGUGUAACCACUGGACUCCUUUUUGUUUUGCUCUUCCUUCUCAUUCUCAUAGAAUCUGAUCUGGAUGUUGCCUUAUUGCGUGAUAUCCGCCAAACACCCGAGUUUGAGCAAUUUCAUUAUGGAUACUUUUGUCCCCUCCGGCGGUGGUUUGCCUGUAAGCUGCACUGGAUGGGGGGGCUGCUUAUUAACAAAUAAGCAUAAAAACGAGUGAAUCAAAAAUAUGCACAUAUA